UUCAACAGCAAGCAUAGUUAGUCGUUGGAAUCUUACAAGUGUUACGCCAUGUACCGACUGAAAGUGUUGUUAUAUUUUGUGCUAAUAUCAUUACCAGCCGCAAAAGUCCAGUGCAGCAAUGGUACAGCAUCAUCGCUUACCGGCUUUGGCUUUGAAGUGUUAGCAGCCAAACUUGAGAACCUGCAGGACAAGCUUCUCGAAACUGAGCAGAAGCUAUCCAAAGCCAUCAAUCAGCAGGAUCGCACGAUCGAACGUCAGCUAGCCGCACUGCAGGCGCAGUCGCACAAGACGCUCUCCCUGCAGACAGCUUGGGCGCAAAAGACGAAGUUGUGGAAGGAUAUUCAAGCCCUAUCAUUAAAGGAAGAUAUAGAACGGUUUAAGCUUAGCUCAGGGCUAAAUCUAGCCAGCAUCUCGUCGCGAUCAUGCAAGGCGGCUGGGCAGGAGCAGUCGGGCAAAUUCUUAAUACAUCCUACGGAGCAUGAUGAACCAUUUUUGGGAUAUUGUGUUCAACAGUACAGUUUCGGAGGAAACUGGUUAAUUAUCCAGCAUCGCAACAACAGAAGGCUGGAGGCAUUUGACCGCAACUGGAGCGAGUAUCGGAACGGGUUCGGAAACGUUGAGGAAGAUGUUUGGCUCGGCUUAGAGAAGCUACACGCAAUUACCACAGCACGAAAGCACGAGCUGUUGGUUGAGCUGAAAGAUAUUGCUGGAAACACGGCGUACGCACGGUACGAUGAGUUCGAGAUCGGCAGUGAGGUGGAGCAGUAUUCGUUGAAGAAGCUUGGGAAUUACACAGGAACGGCAGACGACUUAAUGAGCAGUCACGUAGGCAAGAAGUUUACGACAAAGGAUCGGAACAAUGGUGCAACAAGGGAUGGUGACUGUGAAGGAGGAUGGUGGAUGGACCCUUGUACGCCUACAAAUAUAAAUGGACGUCUGAGUAAUAAAGACAGCUUAGUGUAUAUGUUUAGGGAAAAUAACAUAUUUUCUAUCAAAAAAUUGGUAUUUACGAGAAUGAUGAUCCGUGAAGCUUAGCGCACUAGGCAAGCAUUAAUGUAAGGAAACAAACCCAUAAAAAUAUAUCAUCCUUUUUACGCAAAUAUUUAGCAUCGAUUUAAAGUUGUCCUUCCCUCGAAGCUUUCAACAUACACCGCACAUCGUUAUCCUAUCUGUGAAAUUGUACACCAAUACAGGGCUUUCCAAGUCAGUUUCGAGUAUGUACAUAAUUAUUCACCACCUACAAGAUGUUUUUCAACAGCUGUCAAAUUGUGUAUUAGCUUCAAAAUGAAAUUUCAGUUUUUUCACAGAUGUUCAACAUAUCACAAAGAACUUUCAAACUCAAUCCAGCUUGAGGCGUGUUGAAAAUCUUCUUCUUCUUUGGCACAACAACCGCUGUCGG
Messenger RNA from Anopheles arabiensis, 1399 nucleotides. RefSeq names its product angiopoietin-related protein 1-like. Lineage: Eukaryota; Metazoa; Arthropoda; Insecta; Diptera; Culicidae. The coding region runs from base 49 to 1035 and encodes 328 amino acids. The transcript has a single exon. The record is from RefSeq and is a predicted model, not a curated record.